AUGACUUGGCAGGUGCAAGCGAACUGCCAUCCUUGCCAUAAACCCUCAAUAAGCAAGAGUUUUCACUGGAAGAGAAAAAAAGAUAACUUGGUUCGCAGUUAUAAAUACUCUCCCUUGACUUUUCUGCCCCUCAACCUGUAUGAGCAAUUCCAACGGGCAGCAAACGUUUUCUUUCUGCUUAUUGUGGUCAUGCAGUGUGUUCCUGACAUUGCAACCCUGCCAUGGUACAUCACCAUGCUUCCACUGCUUUGUGUACUGACAGUGCGCGGGGCAAAGGACCUGCUUACAGACCUGGGUAGACGUCAUAGUGAUAACAAGAUCAACUCAAGGCCCUGUGACAUUCUAACUGCAAAUGGCUUUACAACAGCACAGUGGAAGGAUGUGUGUGUUGGAAAUAUUGUGAGAAUCCAUAAGGACCAGGUCAUGCCAACUGACAUGCUUCUCCUGUGCAGUACUGAACCACACAGCUUGUGUUAUGUUGAGACGGCUGAUAUUGAUGGAGAGAACAACUUGAAGUUUCGCCAGGCCCUUGCUGUUACCCACAUAGAAUUGACCAGUGGACCAAUUGAGGAGCUUCUAACUCAUUUUGAUGGGGUUGUUUGUUGUGAGGAGCCAAACAAUCAAUUGUACUCUUUCAGAGGAGAGUUGCAGUGGAGGGGGCAUGACUAUUUGCUGGACACACAGCACUUGCUUCUCAGAGGAACUGUGCUGCGCAACACACACAUGGCAUAUGGCCUGGUCAUUUACACAGGCUCAGACACCAAGAUUCUUAGAAACUGUGGAAGUCUGACAUUGAAGAAAACUCAGGUGGAGCACUUCCUUAACAAAGUGGUGAUGACGAUUAUUCUUGUAUUGCUGCUAGUAGUUCUCCUAUUAGCUGUGGGAUGUGGAUUGUUUGAACAUUUGGUUUCGCCAAAUAUCGAGGUUCUCUCUGCCAUAAGGGGCACCUCCACUGCUGCCUAUCGAGCUUUCCUAGCUUUCUGGGGGUACAUCAUUCUACUAAGCCCUGCAAUGCCGAUAUCCCUCUAUAUCACGUUUGAGCUGACUCACUUAGUACACUGCCUCCUAAUUGGCUGGGACAUAGAGAUGUACUGGGAGGACAGCAACAGGCCUGCUCAGGCCCAAACCACCUCUUUGAAUGAGGCGCUGGGUCAGGUGGGCCACCUUUUCAGUGAUAAGACAGGCACUCUCACUCAAAACCGCCUCAUCUUCCGCCAGUGCUGCAUUGCUGGACAAAUUUAUGGUAAUGCAGGGGAUAUGCCGUUUUCAAAGCCAAGGGACCUGAGCUGGAACCAAUACUCUUGUGGUGGGCUAUUUUUCUAUGACCAGCAACUGGUCAAUCGGCUGCAGGAAAGGAGCUGCCCUGACAGCAAAGAAUUUAUCACUGCAUUGGCACUGUGCCACACUGUCAUGAGCGAAUGGAAAAAUGGAGUCCCUCAGUACCAUGCAGCAUCUCCUGAUGAGGAGGCUCUGGUGUGUGCAGCUCGAGAGCUGGGCUGGGUGUUCCUCUCACGCACACGCGAUUCCCUCACACUGAGUGAGCUGGGAUGUACACGUCAGUAUCACCUGCUGGCCUUGUUGGACUUCACCAGCAUGAGGAGGCGCAUGUCAGUGCUGGUGAGAACAACAGAGGGAGAACUGAAACUCUAUUGUAAAGGUGCAGAUGCAGUGAUUCUGCAGCGACUAGCAAAGAACAGUCAACAUCAGGAAAGCACAGAGCGGGCUCUAGAGGUGUUUGCUCAGAGCUGUCUGCGCACUUUGUGUGUGGCUGUGCGUUCUGUAUCAGAGACUCAGUGGAUGGAGUGGAGUCAGGCUCUACAACAGGCUACCAUGGCAACCAGUUGCAGAGAGAGCAUGCUGGAGGAAGUGUAUGAUCUCAUGGAAAAUGAGUUGAUGUUGCUGGGGGUCACAGCCAUUGAGGAUCGUCUGCAGGACGGCGUCCCAGAGACUAUUGCCAGCCUUCGCCAGGCAGGGAUAAGAGUGUGGAUGCUAACUGGGGAUAAGACAGAAACAGCUGUGAAUGUGGGUUAUGCCUGCAAAUUAUUAGAUCCAGAUGCAAGGCUGCUGCAAGGUGAUGAUCUCAGACAGUUUCUUCAGUCUUCCACUGCAGAAGUUUGUUUUAAUAAGGAUAAAGGCUCCAAGGUUUGGACCACAAAUAAAGCGUGGCGAGAGAGUAAACCUGCUCUCGUUCUUGACGGAUUUGAGCUUACAGAACUAAUCAAAACACCAGAGUUGGGUGCCAAGUUUGUGUCCUUGUCCAACAACUGCCAGUCAGUGCUGUGUUGUCGUGUGACUCCUUGGCAGAAGGCUAAGGUUGUAGAGUUGGUCAAAAAGUUUUCUUCCUCCAUCACCAUGGCAAUAGGAGAUGGUGCCAAUGAUGUGAAUAUGAUUAAGAUGGCGCAUAUAGGUGUUGGCAUGUGUGGUGUAGAGGGCAGUCAGGCAGUACAGAAUGCAGAUUUUGCACUGGCACAGUUUGGCUUCCUGCGCAGGCUGCUUUUGAUUCAUGGUCACUGGUCUUACCACCGCAUAUGCAGCUUUCUGCACUACUUCCUGUAUAAAACCACCUCCUAUGCUUUGGUACACAUCUGGUUCAGCUUUUACAAUGGCUUCAGUGCCCAGCCUAUGUAUGAGAGCUGGUUUGUUGCCCUCUACUCCAUAAUGUACACAGCACUGCCAGUUCAGUGCCUGGGCUUCUUUGAUAAGAACAUGAGUGCUGAGAGCUGUCUUUGCUGGCCUGAGGUUUACAUGAUAGGACAGAAAAAGGAGCUUCUCAACCCUCUCAACGUGGGAGCGACACUACUCUACUCAGUCUACACCUCAAUAGUCAUUUUCUUUUUCUCCAUGGCAGCCUUUCAGAACUCUGAUCUGGACUAUCAGACUAUGGCUGUUACUGUGGAGACAUCAGCUGUAUUCUCAGUUACUGCUGAGAUUGUUUUACAGACCAAAUACUGGACCAAGUACAAUUUUGCAGCAGUGCUGGUCAGCAUAGGACUAUUCUUUCUCACCACUGUGAUCCUUCAUAGUCCUCGUAUGUUUACAGCUUCCCCUAAAGACUACCUUUUCCUAGGAGCUUCAACGAAUGCCUUUGUCAAUCCAGUGGUGUGGUUGGUUGUGUUUCUUACAACAUGCACUGCUGUCCUUCCCUCUAUUACAAGAAAAGCUUUAAAGGUGAUACUUUUAAACCCCAACAGACACAAGAUCCAUUCAUCAAAGGAGCCAGCUGAACUACUAUGGUUUAGGAGAGGUGCUUUACAUCGACGUUCUUCUUAUGCUGUAUCCCAGGGAAAAGGCUUUGGGAGGUUAGUGACUUCAGAAGAUGGAAUCUGUUCUACAGGGACCAAUUUGGAUGGUACAAUAAUCACAGACUCUGAGGGCAGUUUAAAAAGAAGAUAAUAAAGUGAAAAUACAAGAAAAUCACACAUGGAAGAAAACUUUACUAGCUAUUACCAGGUCUUAACAGAUCUGUAGACUGGUUUUCUUUAAAAACACAUAAAAUGUAGAUGUUUUAAUUGGCAUUUGAUGGCAUACCUUAGGUGUAUGAGACUGCUUUACUAAGGGUCUACAUGUCUACAAUGUUUUACAGCUUUUUUAUUUCAUGUUGCCAAACA
Molecule: messenger RNA, 3608 nt
Organism: Trichomycterus rosablanca
Lineage: Eukaryota; Metazoa; Chordata; Actinopteri; Siluriformes; Trichomycteridae
Gene: atp8b3
Product: ATPase phospholipid transporting 8B3
Exons: 26
Coding region: 1-3393 (1130 amino acids)
Biological process (GO): Golgi organization; phospholipid translocation
Cellular component (GO): trans-Golgi network; plasma membrane
Molecular function (GO): ATP hydrolysis activity; ATP binding; magnesium ion binding
Source: RefSeq, a predicted model, not a curated record